GCGGGGCCCAUUACCAGUCCAAGACACUCUCAUGCCGCUCUGCCUGGACUGUUUCGCCUUCCUGGCGCCACGGAAACACCAGACCUCGCCUGAGGAGGAGCAUCUGACCAGAGGACUUGGCAGUGCCGCCAAGGGUUCAGCUCGCUCAUGCUUUGCCAAAGAAGCAGGGCUGGGAGGCAUUGCUACAAGAGGAGGAUGUGCAAUGGCUGCAUAUUGGUGACGGCUGGCUUCCGCCCUUGGUGGAGGUGCUCUCCAGCAGAGUGGGAGGUGCCUCUAAAGCUGCGUGUGGGAGAGAAGGAGUUCAGGAGACUGGUGAAGCCUCCGAGUGUGGAAGCCUUGUGGGAGUGGUACGAGGAGCAUGGCAAGACGUCGGCAGACCCGUCCUGGGCACAGGUUUGGCCCUGCGCUGCUGCGCUGGCCCUACUGUUGACCCGGCAGCCUGGGUACACCGUGCGAGGGAAGCGUGUGGUGGAGCUGGGCGCUGGUCUGGGUGUCGCUGGCCUAGCAGCCGCCUUGGCCGGUGCUGAUGUAUUGCUUUUAGACCGGGAGCCCUUGGCGUUGCACUGCGCGGCCUCUACGGCCGCCUUGCAAAGCCUGCCCGUGGGCGCUGUGGAUGCGCCCCACGCGGAGCACAUGGUCCGGGCUGCCGUGUACGACUGGUCAGCUUCGCAGACGUUCAACUUCCCAGCUGAUGUCGUGGUGGCCUCAGAAGUGCUCUAUGACCCUUCAGAGGCUUUGCAGGUCUCGGUGAGCGCAAUGAAGCUCAUGGGCGAGGCUCCUCAGCUGCGGAACUGCCGCUUGCUGAUCACCGACCCCAGGAGGGAGCGCUGUCCGGGUACCCGGGAAGCCUUGGCAACAGGAUUGCGCCAGGCUGGAGCCACCGUGGAGCUCUACGAGGCGCCGACACCUUGUUUGGGAGAUGGCUUGCAAGAUCAGGAGGAUGUGGCUGUGAUCGAUGCCAUUUGGAAGUGACGGACAAGUUUUU
Molecule: messenger RNA, 985 nt
Organism: Durusdinium trenchii
Lineage: Eukaryota; Dinophyceae; Suessiales; Symbiodiniaceae
Source: the annotation of a GenBank genome assembly